Messenger RNA from Bombina bombina (fire-bellied toad), 3932 nucleotides. RefSeq names its product F-box and WD repeat domain containing 11 (gene FBXW11). The transcript is spliced from 14 exons. NCBI's taxonomy places the organism in Eukaryota, Metazoa, Chordata, Amphibia, Anura, Bombinatoridae. The coding region runs from base 132 to 1823 and encodes 563 amino acids. Gene Ontology annotation, molecular function: protein dimerization activity. The record is from RefSeq and is a predicted model, not a curated record.
UAGAGGCCGAGCAAGCGUGGAAGGCAGCAACAGAGCUGCCGCUUGUGUCGAGCUUCCGUCUGCUUUUGCUGCGUGAGUUGGGGCGGGGGAAAAAGGGAAGAGAGUUGCGCUUCGUUACCCCCGGGGGGAACAUGGAUCCGGAUUCAGUUAUCGAGGACAAGACCAUAGAGCUCAUGUGUUCUGUGCCAAGGUCUUUGUGGCUAGGCUGCUCCAACCUGGUAGAGAGCAUGUGCGCACUGAGAUGCCUGCAGAGCAUGCCCAGUGUCAGAUGUCUCCAGAACACUUCAGUAAUGGAUGGUCUGAAUGAAGAUGAGUCUCCAAAGAAGAAUACAAUAUGGCAGAUUAGUAAUGGAACAUCAUCAGUGAUUGUACCAAGAAAACGGGCAUCUGAAGGAAACUACGAAAAAGAAAAAGACUUGUGCAUAAAGUUUUUUGACCAAUGGUCUGAAUCUGACCAAGUUGAGUUUGUGGAACACCUUAUUUCCCGGAUGUGUCACUAUCAGCACGGACAUAUAAACUCUUAUUUGAAACCCAUGUUACAACGAGACUUCAUUACAGCACUGCCAGAACAAGGAUUAGAGCACAUAGCAGAAAAUAUCCUAUCAUAUUUGGAUGCAAGAUCCCUGUGUGCAGCAGAGCUUGUGUGCAAGGAAUGGCAGAGAGUAAUUUCAGAAGGUAUGCUUUGGAAAAAGCUAAUUGAAAGAAUGGUGCGUACCGAUCCUUUGUGGAAGGGACUUUCCGAAAGAAGGGGAUGGGAUCAAUAUCUAUUUAAAAACAGACCCACAGAUGGCCCACCAAACUCUUUUUACCGAUCAUUGUAUCCAAAGAUUAUUGAAGAUAUAGAGACCAUCGAAGCAAACUGGAGAUGUGGAAGGCAUAACUUACAACGAAUUCAGUGCCGGUCUGAAAACAGCAAAGGAGUCUACUGUUUACAGUAUGAUGAUGAGAAGAUAAUUAGUGGCCUACGGGAUAACUCAAUCAAAAUUUGGGAUAAAACAAGCUUAGAGUGCCUAAAAAUUCUCACUGGACAUACCGGCUCAGUUUUGUGUUUGCAGUAUGAUGAGCGAGUGAUUGUUACUGGGUCUUCAGACUCCACUGUAAGAGUAUGGGAUGUGAACAGCGGGGAAGUGCUGAACACGCUGAUUCAUCAUAAUGAAGCAGUGCUUCAUCUUCGGUUCUGCAAUGGUCUAAUGGUAACCUGUUCCAAGGAUCGAUCAAUCGCAGUUUGGGAUAUGGCAUCCCCCACUGAUAUCACCCUGCGUCGCGUCUUAGUUGGUCACCGUGCCGCAGUAAAUGUGGUUGAUUUUGAUGAUAAAUAUAUUGUAUCAGCUUCUGGAGAUCGAACAAUCAAAGUAUGGAGCACUAGUACUUGUGAAUUUGUUCGUACACUAAAUGGGCAUAAGCGCGGCAUCGCUUGUCUCCAGUACCGGGACCGAUUAGUAGUGAGUGGUUCUUCAGAUAAUACCAUAAGGUUAUGGGAUAUUGAAUGUGGAGCCUGUUUACGAGUUUUAGAGGGGCAUGAAGAACUUGUGCGCUGUAUACGAUUUGACAACAAGAGGAUUGUCAGUGGAGCUUAUGAUGGAAAAAUUAAAGUUUGGGACCUUCAAGCUGCCUUGGAUCCUCGAGCUCCUGCAAGCACUUUAUGUUUGCGAACUUUAGUGGAACAUUCAGGACGUGUUUUUCGUCUUCAGUUUGAUGAAUUUCAAAUCAUUAGCAGUUCCCAUGACGACACCAUUCUGAUCUGGGAUUUUUUGAAUGUUCCACCUAGUGCACCAAAUGAAACCCGUUCUCCUUCACGAACAUAUACAUACAUCUCCAGAUAGCAUCAUGCACUUUAUUGCCCUUAUCAGGGCUUAACUCUCUUGAACUACUGGAUAUGUGGAUUCUGAAAGAAGUUUGUUCGCAACUAACUGUUGGAACUGGUUAACAAUGCCAUGUAGAUGCAAAGCAGAACGUUUUAAUCCAUAACUGUUCUAUUUUUUCGUCUAUCUCUUGGCUGCCUUGAUGGCAUUUACAACUGUUUAUCUUGAAGACGAAACUAGAAAUUCUGUAUAGUCACUGCAUUGAAAAAUCCAAAGCUUAUAAUGUAAAUUGUGCAUAGAAAAAACUGAACAUUUUUUUUCCGGAUGUAAUGUCAAGAAAAGGACUUGACUUCUGAUAUUGCUUUGCACUUCGUCUGUGACUUUCAAGAUAAACAUUCUCCAGUGAUGUUUGGGUGCCAAACACAUAUCCUAUUGUACAGUGUGUUUUGCUUUGUUGCUUCACCUAUAAGACAAUAUAGUAAAUGCCUUUUUGUUUAGUAAAUGUGUAUGUAUGGUAAAAAACAAAAAACAAACAAAAAUUAAUUCACCUGUACACGAAAACAUCCUCUGUUCAAUGAUUGCUUCUAAUUGCAGAUAUUUGUUUAAACGUGUAGUAACCUUGUAAAUUUUCUUUUUUUCAUAAUAUGUAGAGGUGGUGUCUCAUAAUCAGUGUAAACAAUUUUGGCAUAAGUAUAUGAUUCGAAUGCAAUGCACAACCUAAUAACCAUUCUGUGCUAAGAGGGAGGACCCUCCAAAUAUAAAUUAAUUGCAGGACUUCCUUGCCAAUAACACAAAGGGUUACAAUCUUAAAAAAAAAAAAAGAUAAAAUGUCCUUUUUGGAUAAACGAGGGGCGUACAGUAUUCCAUUGUAAUUUUAAAGAGAAAAUACAGGUUUUAACUGUAAUUUCCAAACUUUUUAAAUACUAAAAUGUUUAAUUUAUGUCUUCUACCUAAUAUGUGCCACAGUAUUUGUAGUAAAUCUUUUUUUUUUUUUUUUUUUCCCCCCUUAUUUAUUUAUGUGAUUACACUUGUGGUGGGUUGAGGUACCUCUGAGUUAGACUGCUGCUUCGAUUACACUCUGAACUUACUAAAACUUUCUGUGGUAUCAUACAUUUAAAAAGUAAACUGAUAAUCUAGAUCUCUGCAGCUUGAAAUACUUUUACUGAAAGAUUAAGUCACUUGGAUGUGGCAGAAGUAUUACACUAUUCCCUUAAUAUGUAAAUUCCUCAUUAAAAACCAAAAUCUUUUUUGGUUACCCUGUAGCCUUUGCAGAAUGAGAAUGCACUAGAGUGUAAUGGAACAAUAUUUGUACAGUAUGAUCACAGUGGUUCGAAGAAUGUAUAUAAGCACAAAUAUGUAAAAUGAAAUAUCCGAUCUGUUAAGCUUUUUUUGUUCAGGUAUGUGAAGUGUGAAAGUGCUUUGCUCAUUUAAUGUGUAACUCUGGGUUAAUUAGCUUUUGCGUGAAGUCACCCACCAAAGUAAAUUAAAAAAGCACAUUUAAAGAGUAACCAAUAACUUAUAUACCCAUCAUCCUUAAUCCCACAGACAUUUGAAUUCUUUGUUUUUCUUUAACACUAUUUCAUGGUUUCCCUUGUGGGAGGAAAUGGCUUGGUGUAUGUUUUUUAAAAAAAAACAAACAAAACAACAACUCAUGUAUUUAAGAAAGAUUAAAAUGCGUUUGUUAAAGGUGCUUAUUUCUAUUUACUCCAAAUAGAUAUAAAAUGUGUAAAUUUAAUAAAAUAUUCCCCUAUCUGUUGUUACAAAUGUGGUGUUCCUAAUAAAAUGUGUUAUUUUAUCCAUGGCUGAGAGCAAAAUACAUGUGUUUCCUUGGGACAUGGUAUUUGAUCCUAGUCUAAAUUUUGUGAAUGUGUUCCGAAUGACCUCCAGGUGAACUUUGGUACCCAAGAAAUUCCCAAGAUUCUUAAACCCAUUCUGAGUUCUGUACAGCACAUGUACAUUAAAGCUCUAUAAUGAUUUUAAUUACUGGGGUAUUCUAAGUGGCUCCUUUAAUUAUGUAUGCUGGCUAUCUAAGCAUUUCUGUAUGAACAGCUAAGUGAAACUGUACAGAUAUUGUUUAUGAUGAAGCUUUGUACUGUGGAAUGUGCUUAAUAAAAAAAAUGGCUAAAUCAC